Messenger RNA from Xenopus laevis (African clawed frog), 3033 nucleotides. RefSeq names its product DISP complex protein LRCH3-like (gene lrch3.L). Bases 110 to 2749 code for a protein of 879 amino acids. NCBI's taxonomy places the organism in Eukaryota, Metazoa, Chordata, Amphibia, Anura, Pipidae. The transcript is spliced from 21 exons. The record is from RefSeq and is a predicted model, not a curated record.
GUGUCAUUGUAGGAGAGGAGAAAACUCGAGUAUUUAAACAGAACUCAUUAUCUAUUUAUUUUGAUUAAUAACCAUUUAUAUAACUGGAGAAUAUUAUGUGAGAAGUGUGAUGAUGUCUUUUAAUAAUUGCCACGGUCGUACUUUAUGCUGGGAUUAUCAGGUGCAGAGAGGAGACACUAAUAUAAGCAUGAACAGAAUAAGGAAUAUUAGCAAAUAUAUUUUGAUCGUGUUUUUCACUGUUGUACGGAAAUUCCAUUUUUGGUCCCAUAAACGCGCAGGAGCAGCACUGUCUAGCAGCAGACCCCGCCUUCCACUGAAGCGCAUGCGCUUUACAGCCCAGUCCCGCCCAUGUGUCCCGCUUCCUGUCAGUCUGGCAGCGCAAGCGCAAAGAGGAGUCGGUGUUAUGGCGGCCGCAGUGUUGGCCGAGGGCUCGGUAGUGUCUGCUUAUUCUGGGAUUACCCAUAACAGUCAUGGAGCAGCGUCGGGGGUCGGAGUGGGCGUAGGGCCGGCUGCAUGGAACCGUUCUUUAGAGAGAGCACUGGAGGAAGCGGCCAUGACCGGGGUCCUAAACCUGAGUGGCAGGAAACUGAGAGAGUUUCCGCGCAGUGCAGUCCAGCACGACCUCAGCGACACCACCCAAGCCGACUUAUCUCGGAACAGACUAAGUGAGAUUCCACCUGAGAUUUGCAACUAUGUUUCCUUGGAGACUCUGAACUUCUACCAGAACUGCAUCCGACAUGUGCCAGAAACAACCCUAAAUUUACAGGCCUUGAACUUCCUGAAUAUCAGUCGCAAUCAGCUCACGUCACUGCCUGGACACCUAUGCAGCCUUCCGUUGAAAGUUCUUAUUGCCAGUAACAAUAAGCUGGAUUCUUUGCCAGAAGAGAUUGGAUCAUUAAGGAAUCUGACUGGUAGGUUUACCAAGAAUAUGCGUGAUGUAAGCUGUAAUGAAAUUCAGACAAUUCCUACACAAAUCGGAAAGUUAGAAUCCUUAAGGGACUUAAACAUCAGGAGAAACCACCUUGUACAACUUCCUGAAGUAUGCUUUCGAAACCUACGGCAUCUCCAAACCAUCACCCUUGAUAACAAUCCUCUGCAGUCUCCACCAGCACAGAUAUGUACCAAAGGUAAAAUCCAUAUAUUCAAAUACUUGAACAUUGAAGCCUGCAAGAAUGCCCCCGAUAUUCCUGAUUAUGACCGGAGAACACUUGGUUUUAGCACUUGCCGUGAUGAUGUCUAUACUGGACGCCGGUAUGGUGCUCUGGACUCUGGUUUUAACAGUGUGGAUAGUGGCGACAAGAGGUGGUCUGGCAAUGAGCCAACUGAUGAGUUCUCAGAACUAACUGUAAGAAACAGCGAUGCAGGCAGAGAGCAGCGACUUCGGAGAGAACAUCAUCUGCAAGAGAGUAGGAGCAACUCUGUUAUUCCCAACGGUGGUGUGGAACAUGAUUUAGAUCAAAUAGAUUAUAUAGAUAGCUCUGCUGCAGAAGAGGAGGAGGAGGACAAUAGGCUAUCCAGAGGAAAUAGUCUGAGCUCACAAUUUAUCUCUUACAUAGAGGAGAGACGAAUUUCCAAUGAGGGAUCUCCUGUGAAAAAAUCAUCAGUGAAAGAUAUGAGAACAGCUGAUGGAAAGAUCAUUUUACAUCGAACCAGAGAAAGAGAAGAUCUAAGAAGACCAGAAUCCUUAAGCAUUUUGCACCACAAAGAAAGGCAACUGUCACCACGAAUGCAAAAUGAAAGGCAACCUCUGGAUGCUAGUCACUUGCUUUCCACAACACCCAACUCCAGCCAAGUAACACAAGCAGACACAGAUCUACAACGCAAGAGAGUUUUGCUAGAAAGCACUAGGAGAGAGGCACAAAUAGCAGCUCAGCGAUAUGAAGAAGAGAGAAUAAGAAGGGGGUUAUCACAGACUGAUUCUUUGCUUGGCUCCUUAAAAAGUAUAUCCCUGAGCCCUGAGAGAAAGAGCAUCCUCAACAAUCAGUGUUCCUUUCCAUCCAGACGUUCCCAGCACACAGAUGAUAGUGCCUUGUUAGUGAAUGGGUUUGAGCCGCACUUGGUUUUUGAGGUUGACAGUAACACGAAUACCAUUAAAAGGAGACCAGGAAACCACAUGCAGCUCAUUUAUAUGUUUUACCUGCUGAGUGAUGAGAGAUCGUCUGUUUCAUCUGUAUCACCUGCUUCUCAAACAGGUGAGUUCUUGUUAUUUAAAUAUUGCUUCAAGGGCUGUCCCCGAGAUAUGGCACUCUUGGAUCAGGAAAUUAUAGUUUUACAGUGGGUUUUCAAGCAGCAGGCACAUUUUGCUGAGUGGACUGGGUUGUACCAGAACAUUGAGUCACGCUUAAAGCUGUCUUUGCCCCAUGACCUUGGUGCGGCCCUGAUGGAUGGUGUGGUCCUGUGUCACUUAGCCAAUCAUGUUCGGCCUCGGUCAGUGCCGAGUAUCCAUGUUCCCUCUCCUGCUGUCCCCAAGCUCUCCAUGGCAAAAUGCCGACGCAAUGUGGAAAACUUCCUGGAAGCCUGUAGGAAAAUUGGUGUUCCUCAAGACAAAGUUUGUCUUCCUUCUGAUAUUCUCCAGCUAAACCUCUGCAGCAUUAAGGGAACUCUGGAAUGUCUUCUCUCCUUUGGAGAAUGCUCACAAACACCUGCUAUUUCUCUUCAUCUCCUGGGCUUUGUGGUGUUCUACUGCACCCUCAUGCUUCUUCUCUUCCUGCUUUAUCGCUGGGUUCUGAACUUUUGGACACAGGCAUAAAAAGGCAGGGGUUACUUUUGAAGGGACAAGUGAACAGUUUGCGUUUCUCCUUAAAACUUUCGGUGAUAAGCACAUUUAGUGUUAUACCUGUACUUUGCUACAGACUACAGUAUCUCUGCAUACAAGUAUGUACAUCACAACUAUGCAUGAGGGACAGAAAAGAUCUUCUACUUAACACUUCCUGUUGACUUCUAAAUGAAAGCUCUGGGUGCAACAGUCAUCCCAUACUUGCUUGGUAUUUCUUUAAUUUGAGGAGAUCUGACACUCGUUAUUUGUAUUGCAAA